UCAGGUACGACCGCCCUGUUCUUCGCUGCCCAGCAAGGCCAUAAUGACGUUGUGAGAUUUCUCUUUGGAUUUGGAGCAUCCACAGAAUGCAGGACCAAGGAUGGGGGCACUGCCCUGCUGGCUGCCAGUCAGUACGGGCACAGGCAGGUGGUGGAGACCUUGCUGAAGCAUGGAGCCAACAUCCAUGACCAACUUUACGAUGGAGCCACUGCCCUCUUCCUAGCCGCCCAAGGAGGUUACUUGGAUGUCAUCCGAUUAUUGUUGUCUUCAGGAGCAAAAGUCAACCAGCCAAGGCAGGACGGAACGGCGCCCCUAUGGAUCGCGUCACAGAUGGGCCACAGCGAGGUGGUGCGCGUGAUGCUGCUGCGCGGAGCCGAGCGCGACGCCGCGCGCAGUGAUGGAACCACAGCACUGUUGAAAGCAGCCAACAAGGGGUAUAAUGAUGUUAUAGAAGAGCUGCUUAAAUUCUCACCCACGCUCGGUCUUUUGAAGAAUGGCACAACAGCUCUCCAUGCAGCGGUGCUAAGCGGGAAUAUUAAAACAGUUGCCCUGCUCCUGGAAGCAGGGGCGGACCCAGCCCUGAGAAACAAGGCCAAUGAACUUCCAGCAGAACUAACCAAAAAUGAACGUAUCUUGCGUCUCCUCCGAAGUAAAGAAGGUCAGAGGAAGAGCUAACUUAGUUGCAUAUUUGACAGAAAGACAAAAGAAAUCUUAUUCACACUGUCAAGAAAGAAAUUACUUUUCAAAGAGGAUUGGAAAUUCUUUUAAGAACAAAUAUGCCCAGAAAGCGCACCCUGGGGGUCCCUGUGCUUGGCACACCAAGUGAAGAAGGGGAACUUGGGGGUCCCUUCCCUAAAUUACAGUGGGCUCCUCAUACUGCCCGGCACUCAGCUGCAGGCCUGGCGUAUUGACAGGUUCCACAGAAACUCCUUGACAACUGUGCUAACGGGUCUCCCAGUUACCCUUGAAGUUAGACGGGGUUUCCAAUACUAAGCAAGGGGACAGGAAGCUUCGUUACUUUAACAGAUGGGAAGACUGUGCUUUUGCUUAUUUGUUAAAUGUAGGUGUGCUACAGUGUAUAGAUCCAUCAUAUUUUACAUAUAUAUGUAUGUCGUUCCAGAAAUGUUUUCUUCCACCCAAAGAUUAUAACCAUGGUUACUGGGAAUCAAUAAGGUUCAAACCUGCACUUAUUAGAAAGCAACUUGUGACAUUCCGCCACAUGCUAUUCAAAGAUGGACUAGUGCACUAGAGGAAAGACAAACUGUAUGUUUGCUAAUUAAUCCCCUUCUCAUUCCUGACACGUAAAAAUUACUUUCACUUACUUGGCAUUAUAGGUACGCUAGGACACCAAUGGCAAAUUUGGAAGUCCAGAAAAGUACAAACCAUGAGAAAUUUAGACUUGUCCCUUUGAGCAUUUACUUUCAUCCUAUUCUGGGAGUCUGUUUCCCACACCAUGAGUAGGUAGACCUAAUUUCCUCUGGAAUCUUGGACUUCCAGUACCACUUUGCUCGAUACUUUGGUUUUAAGGUCCUUAGAUAAAAUGUGAUAUAUACCAGUAUGAUAUGCUGCUAUGACAGGAGUAUAUGUACUAAAAGAUGCCUGUUAGUAUUUAAUAAGCACUCAUCUAUGCAUGUUCUUGGGUUGAUUGAUUCCAAGAAAGAAUCCUGAAUUUUAUUGAAUUAUUUUCAAGGGACUAAAAAUUAUAUUCAGUGUACUUUUUGAUCAAUGGUGUCUCACUGCCUCUGUCCAUGCCUAACUGCACUGACAAAAAUUAAACCUUUUUCCAGUAAUCUACCAUAAUAAACACCCAUAUUGUUUCUGUUUUUUGCA
Messenger RNA from Chinchilla lanigera (long-tailed chinchilla), 1830 nucleotides. It is a transcript of the gene Ankrd29, whose product is annotated as ankyrin repeat domain 29. Lineage: Eukaryota; Metazoa; Chordata; Mammalia; Rodentia; Chinchillidae. The record is from RefSeq and is a predicted model, not a curated record. Gene Ontology annotation, molecular function: protein binding.